GUAUUCUUGACCCAAAUAAAAACCAAUUCCGAAUGAAAUUACAUGGUAAGACUUAUAUUAUUCCGACAUUCAGCAAGAACCCAAUAGCAAAAGAAUCACCAAAAGAUACAGAGUCAUCAAAAACAUUGGAUUCCGAUUCAUCUAGUGAAGAGUUAAAAAAAAAUGCGUAA
Paraglomus brasilianum is the source of this 170-nucleotide messenger RNA. The record is from the annotation of a GenBank genome assembly. NCBI's taxonomy places the organism in Eukaryota, Fungi, Glomeromycota, Glomeromycetes, Paraglomerales, Paraglomeraceae.